Manis pentadactyla (Chinese pangolin) is the source of this 1045-nucleotide messenger RNA. RefSeq names its product ripply transcriptional repressor 2 (gene RIPPLY2). The transcript has 7 exons. Gene Ontology annotation, biological process: negative regulation of transcription by RNA polymerase II; embryonic pattern specification. Gene Ontology annotation, cellular component: nucleus. Bases 1 to 936 code for a protein of 311 amino acids. The record is from RefSeq and is a predicted model, not a curated record. NCBI's taxonomy places the organism in Eukaryota, Metazoa, Chordata, Mammalia, Pholidota, Manidae.
AUGGGGAUGCUACGGGAUAGGAAGGACUGGGAGGCUGGUGCCUGUGAGCCCGAGAGCUGUCAGAUCCUGGACACCCAGCAGGAUGCUGGGGUGGUGGAAGGAUCCUGCCUGUACUCAGGGGGCCGAACUAACAACGAGCGGAGAAAUUGGUUGGCUGCGGCCGUAGCACCCCGCCUGCAGGGCCGGGCCAGCUGCCCCAGGCGGGCAGCGCGAGGGGCUGGGGGCGCGGAGGGCGAGGGGCCGCAGGGGGGGGCCACGCAGCCGUCUGCCGAAGCCGCGGCCACGGACCGCACCGAGGCUCUGGGCCUGCCAUUUGGGAGUUACACGCGUUCACGCCCGGGGUUCGGCCCGUCGGGUCUUCGCGCUCAGCCUUUCGGUCUACGCGGCCGCAGGAGGGAGGGAGGAGGAGAGGGGCGAACCUCUAAAUACGCGGCAGCCCGCGGGGCCUAUAUAAGCUUGGGUGGAGCGUCCGGAGGCUGGAAGAGGCCAGGCCCGCCCGCCAGCUGGCGGCCGUCCACCGAGCCCCGCCGCGACAUGCAAACCCCGGAGCGCGCAGAGCCCCGGGACGCGGAGGGCGCGCCCGGCCUCCGCCCGCAGCCCGCGGCCCCCGACCGCCAGCCGCGGCGCCGAGGCGCGGACUCCGGACUGCCAGGCUUCUGGAGGCCGUGGGCAGACGCCCGAGGCGGGGAGGGGGCGGCGGCGCCGAGCCCCGACGCGGAGGCGAUGCCGGAUGGCCCCGGAACGUUCGUAGUCUCAGGAAAGCUUUCCCGGUACAGACACCCAGUCAGACUAUUUUGGCCAAAAUCAAAGUGUUAUGAUUACUUAUAUCAAGAAGCAGAAGCUCUUCUGAAAAGUUUUCCAAUUCAAGCCACAAUUUCAUUUUAUGAAGAUUCUGAUAGUGAAGAUGAGAUUGAGGAGCUGACAUGUGAAAAUUAAUCUGAUUAGUUCCUUUGAUGACAUUCAAAGCUUGUAGGAUCUAAAUUUAGUGUACAAAUGUAUCGUAAUCCUUUUAAACUAAUUUAUUUGUAUAUAAGUUAUUAAUAAA